AUGAGGUUUCGCGCGGGAGUUUGGGGCGGGGAGGACGUUAGGGUGGUAUCCCUGCGUCACUCCCCGUCCAGGGGUGGAACCGCUUUGGUUCGCUGUUCGGUUGAGGCAGCGGCCAAGGCAGUCAAGAAGGCUAAGCUUCCGGUGGGAUGGUGCUACAGGUGUUUCCAGCCUGGGCACUGCAGGGCUCAGUGCUCCAGCUUGGUCGACCGCAGCGAUCUGUGUUAUCGCUGUGGUCGGCCGGGGCACAAGGCGGCUGGUUGCAGCGAGGAAAAGAAGGGCUAUUCCCUCUGCGAAGAGAAGGGCUGGGAGUCCUUCCACCGGAUGGGUGGUGCCUGGUGCCCGGCCGUCGGUCGGGGAGCUGCCAUGCCCAUGGUCAAUCCUCCGUGA
Pseudomyrmex gracilis is the source of this 387-nucleotide messenger RNA. RefSeq lists its product as uncharacterized. Lineage: Eukaryota; Metazoa; Arthropoda; Insecta; Hymenoptera; Formicidae. The record is from RefSeq and is a predicted model, not a curated record. The transcript has 2 exons. The coding region runs from base 1 to 387 and encodes 128 amino acids. Gene Ontology annotation, molecular function: nucleic acid binding; zinc ion binding.